Molecule: messenger RNA, 1916 nt
Organism: Lactuca virosa
Lineage: Eukaryota; Viridiplantae; Streptophyta; Magnoliopsida; Asterales; Asteraceae
Source: the annotation of a GenBank genome assembly
GUGGGAAAUGGAUUCGAUGGACUUUAAUUAGUUGUAAUGACAAUGGAUUUAAUUGAUUUGAGGGCGGAUUCCAUUCCACUAUGUCAUUUCUGUCUGCCCAUCCUUCAACGUGUUUUCUGAGAUUUAUCGAUUUCAAACUUUUUUACGUAUUCACGAAUUCCAUUAAACAAUUAAUAUUUUUCUUCUAAAUAAAUAGGUGGGAUUUCCAGGUUAUUUGGAUCCUGCCAUCCCUUCAUUUAUCUCACACUGACAGCGUGUUUGAAAAUAUAAUGGAGAGCAAUGAAGAAUCACCGUUUCUCACCACAAACAACGUCAAAGAUAUCGCUCCGAUUAAAGGAGUAAAUGAUUUCUUUAUCCAAUUUGGUAUCGAGUCAAUGAAGCUUUGGUACCUUGCAGCCCCUGCGAUUUUCACUUCUGUCUGUCAGUAUUCACUCGCCGCCGUCACUCAAACGUUCGCCGGUCAUGUUGGAACUCUCGAUCUCGCAGCUUUCUCUAUAGAAAACUCAGUCAUUGGGGAUUUCUCUUUUGGGAUCAUGAUGGGAAUGGGGAGUGCACUGGAGACUUUGUGUGGGCAAGCAUAUGGAGCAGGGCAGUUGGAUAUGUUAGGAAUAUAUAUGCAGAGAUCGUGGGUUAUCCUCUUCGUUUCUGCUCUUUUCAUGAUGUUCUUCUACAUCUUCGCGACUCCAUUACUCCUCUUGAUCGGACAAACCGAAGCUAUAUCUCAUGCAGCAGGGAAGGUGGCGAUAUGGAUGAUUCCGCAGCUCUUCGCUUACGCUUUCAACUUUCCGAUCGCCAAGUUUCUUCAGUCGCAGAGUAAGAUAAUGGUGAUGGCUUACAUAUCGGCGGGAACGUUGAUCGUUCAUACGUUUUUUAGCUGGCUUUUCAUGUUGAAAUUGGGAUGGGGAUUAGCUGGCGGAGCUUUGGUGCUGAACCUGUCAUGGUGGAUGAUGGUGAUAGCUCAGAUGAUUUAUAUUCUGAGCGGGACCUGUGGUCGAGCAUGGUCAGGGUUUAGCUGGGACGCCUUCAAUGGUCUUUGGGGCUUCGUGAAGCUGUCUAUGGCGUCGGCUGUCAUGAUGUGUUUGGAAAUAUGGUAUUUCAUGGUAUUGGUACUUUUUGCUGGAUAUCUAAAGAACGCUGAAAUUGCAGUUGAUUCACUCUCCAUAUGCACCAACAUUCUUGGGUGGGUGGUAAUGGUUGCAUUUGGAUUUAAUGCAGCUAUCAGUGUAAGGGUGUCGAAUGAAUUAGGGGCAGCCCAUCCAAGAGCAGCUAAAUUUUCAGUGGUGGUUGUGGUGAUUUCUGCAUUUCUCAUGGGUGUUUUAAUGGCUGCCGUUCUUAUCAUAUUUCGACAUAAGUAUUCAGCCAUAUUUGUUGAAAGUAUUGAAGUUCAACAAGCCGUUUAUGCUCUUACUUCAUUGCUAGCAACUUGUAUUGUCAUCAACAAUAUUCAACCGGUGCUCUCCGGGGUGGCAAUUGGUGCAGGGUGGCAAGCUGCGAUUGCUUAUAUAAAUAUUAGUUGCUACUACAUCUUUGGCAUUCCUUUGGGUCUGCUUCUCGGAUUUGUAGCCAACUGGGGUGUAAAGGGUAUAUGGAUAGGCAUGAUGACUGGAACUGUGAUACAAACUUUAGUAUUGGUUUGGAUUUGCUAUAGAACCAACUGGGACAAAGAGGCAUCCAUGGCAGAAAACAGAAUUAAACAAUGGUCAGGUCAAAAAAUGGUGGAGGGAGAGAAAUAAAAUGUUUAAUGUAGUUAAGGCCCAGUCAAAAAUUAAUAGGUCACAAGAGCAAUUAAAAAGUUUAGUAAAGUUAGGGUUACUUCUUUUGUUUUAUGUCAACUUUUGAUUUGAGUUGAGUUGAAUUGAGUUGUCUUGGUUUUGCUAAAAAUUGCAUUGUAACUUCACCCUUGUUUAUAGUUAAAA